CUUUGGAUUCGGGGAGAUAAUGCUUUUAUUCUGAAGGGACUGACCGGGAAACUGCUAGCUACCGGAAACGGAGAAACGUCCUGAAACAAAUAUCGGGAAUCAUUAUCGAUUAUCGCUGACCAGCUGAUCGGUAAACAUCUGUCCGCCUCUUGGCGCUUGUUUCAGCGCGGUGACUCACCGAAACAACCGAAAACGAACCGGAAACCUCCGCAGAUUAAACAGAGCCACUGUUCGCUUUAGCUGCUGUUAGCCUAGCCCGCAGAGGAGCCGUUAGCUCGGUCGGAACCGGACCGGUCAGCACCGUUUGGAUCAUGGGAGCCCAUCGCAGCGAGGGAGGCCGGGACUGGCUGGAGCAGGACGGACCGGAGCCGCCGGAGCAGAGCCCGAAGCCGUGGAACCUGAUGAUCAAACAUCGUCAGAUCCACAGACGAGGUCGCCGCUCACACAUGACCGUCAGUUACACUGAUCCUCAGGUGUCCAUGGACCUGUUGAGGGCAGUGCUUCAGCCCAGCUUCAAUGAUGACAUCAUGGCUGUGUUCAGGAAGUACCACAAGUUCUUUGAGAAAGCAGCGGCAAACGUGAAAGAGAACGUUGGUGAGGACGUUCAGACCGAUCAGCUGAUCAGAGAGGCCUGCAGAAACGUUCUGGAACAUGCCAAGCAGCUGUUUCCAGAGGCGGAGGUGAAGAGGGCGGGGUCAGAGGUCGCCAUCAAGAGGUCCAGACCUGCUGAGGAGGACUACAGCCAGAGAGGAAGCCCCCUGCUCAAGAAGAGAAGGACUCGUCCAGGUGUGUCCGCCGUCUCUGACCGACCUCACACCUUCUCCACGCAAGUGAAGCUCAAGUCUGACCCCAUCAAGAGAGAAGGCCCAAAGUGGGAGCCGUCCAGACUGAACGAGAGCAGCACGUUUGUUCUCGGCUCCAGAGCCAACAAGGCACUGGGGAUGGGCGGGACCAGAGGACGCAUCUACAUCAAACAUGCUGACCUGUUCAAGUAUGCAGCAGAUGCGAAGGAUAAACAGUGGCUGGCAGAGAGACACCACAUGAGAGCGACGGGUGGGAAGAUGGCCUACCUGCUGAUCGAGGAGGACAUACAGGAUUUGUCUCGCAGUGACGAGUACAAGGACUGUCCUGACGUUAGGAUGGACGAGCUGAAGCCGUUCUCUGUUCCUCUCUGGAUGGUCGACAAGAUGCAACGAGCCAUGGAGGCUCAGAGAGACGCCGACCUCUGACCCCAACCCUCAGCCACAUGAGCCAAUCAGAGGGUGGAUAUUGAUCAUAUUGCUUCUUUUGUUAUUGUUGUUGCUGUUUUUAAAUAAAUAAAAAACAAACAAG
Messenger RNA from Centropristis striata (black sea bass), 1332 nucleotides. RefSeq names its product deoxynucleotidyltransferase terminal-interacting protein 1 (gene dnttip1). The transcript has 13 exons. The coding region runs from base 312 to 1229 and encodes 305 amino acids. Gene Ontology annotation, molecular function: DNA binding; nucleosome binding. NCBI's taxonomy places the organism in Eukaryota, Metazoa, Chordata, Actinopteri, Perciformes, Serranidae. Gene Ontology annotation, cellular component: nucleus. The record is from RefSeq and is a predicted model, not a curated record.